Molecule: messenger RNA, 1636 nt
Organism: Lotus japonicus
Lineage: Eukaryota; Viridiplantae; Streptophyta; Magnoliopsida; Fabales; Fabaceae
Product: auxin-responsive protein IAA11-like
Exons: 5
Coding region: 286-1038 (250 amino acids)
Biological process (GO): regulation of DNA-templated transcription
Cellular component (GO): nucleus
Molecular function (GO): protein binding
Source: RefSeq, a predicted model, not a curated record
AACGCAACGCGAUCACUUGAUUGAAUCCGGACUAAAUGGUUAAGUAGCUGAGCUAUAUUCAAAGUGUUCAAUGUUGGUAUACUAAACUCUUGUUGAUCACGCCAUCCAUGACUGAUUCAAUAUGUAUCAAACCAAGGUGUAACUGUCACCUUCUUCAAUCUUCAUCCAAUCCAAUCCCAUCCCCUGAAUCAAAUUCAAACCUCUCUCUCUUACCUAACCCAUCACUCUUCUUCUUCUUCUUGUUUCCAUUAUUAUAGCUUCAAAAUCAUUUAUUUGUUGAAGGCCAUGCAGGGUAGUGAUGAAAACAUGGUCCUUUCCUCAGAGGAUUCUUCAUCCCCAGAUGAGACUGAGUGUCACCUUCAAUUGGGUCUCUCCUUGUCCCUCUCUCCCUAUGCCACUUCUUCUUUAAGCAGCAGAAGCAGGACUAGUUCUCAUUCUCAUUCUGUUCUCACCAAUAACGCUCCCACCAGUCAAGUAGUUGGAUGGCCCCCUCUCAGAGCAUAUAGGAUGAACAGCUAUAAUAGCCAUGCAAAAUCCCAAGUCACUGAAGUAUUCAAUUCUAUGGUUGAGAACAGUAAGGCCAAUAUUGCUGUGGUAAGGAAGAGUUCUGACAAUGGCAGUGUUGAUAAUAGUAUCAUUGGCAAAGAAAACAGAAACCCCAGGACCAGGAGUUCCCUGUUUGUGAAAGUAAAAAUGGAUGGGGUACCAAUUGGAAGGAAGGUUGAUUUAAGUGCUCAUAGUUCUUAUGAAACCUUAGCUCAAAGCUUGGAGGAUAUGUUUAAUGAACCAAAUACAGUUCUCACUUGCAAAGUUGGACUAAAUGGAGUGAAUCAUGGUAUUAUAGCUGGAGCAGAUAGGCACUCAAAAUUGUUUGAUGGAUCUUCCAACUUUGUGCUUACUUAUGAAGACAAGGAAGGAGACUGGAUGCUUGUUGGAGAUGUUCCUUGGUGGAUGUUCAUUAGCUCUGUUAGGAGGCUAAGAAUCAUGAGGACAUCUGAGGCUAAUGGACUUGAUUGGAAGAACAGAACAGCAGAUUGAAAAGCAAGCUCAUAUAGAUAAGGUUUGCAAUUUUGCAUGUGUUAAGAUACAGAAAUGUAUAGCACAAAAAGAAGGAAUAAGUAUGGGAGAAAUAACUGAGACAGUAAAUAUGAGAUGCUUGUUACCUUAUCAAAUUUAGAUUACUUUCCCUUUUACUGCAGUUUUCAUUUGAAUUUUCAAGCUAUUUUCCCUGUUUAUUAGAAUCAGUGUCUUACUCUUAAGUUUGCCAAAACUCUUGAAAAUAGUAUGUGAGACGAAUAGUAAGGAUGCACACACAUACGGCAUACCACCCUCUGGUUAGCACUUGAGAUAUUGGUAUAUUGGACUGGCAUGAUGGAUUGGCAAUAAACACGAACAUGGACAAGAACUAUUAAGGACUUAGUGUCACUUCAGAUACCAGUUAAGUGCAAGGUGAACGAACAUUUAUCUAAAUUCAUGAAAAGAGUUACGUUCAUUUUUUGUCUUAAAAUGCAUGCUAUCAACAGUUUGCUCUGGCAUCAAUGGAUUUUCUUAUUAAAGGACAUUGUCCAUAGGUUCACGAGCUGUCUAUUUUAUUUUUCUUUUAACAUAGUUAAAAUAUAUAUUAAGGUUUCUUCUA